This is a messenger RNA of Ixodes scapularis (black-legged tick), 660 nucleotides long. RefSeq names its product keratin-associated protein 19-2-like. The transcript is spliced from 3 exons. Lineage: Eukaryota; Metazoa; Arthropoda; Arachnida; Ixodida; Ixodidae. Bases 1 to 660 code for a protein of 219 amino acids. The record is from RefSeq and is a predicted model, not a curated record.
AUGGAGGAUACGGUGGCUACGGACGACACGACGAAUAUGGAGGAUACGGUGGAUACGGAUGAAACUACCGCGGUGACGGAGGGGGAUACGGCGGGCAUGGCGUCCAAGGAAGGAACGGCGGCCACGGUGGUUACGGUGGUCACAAAGGACACGGUGGCUACGCUCUGCUGCAUGCUCUUGACGGUUGUCCUUGCCGUGGCCCACGCUGGUUACGGACAUGGUGGUUACGGUGGUCACGGAGGCUACAGUCACGCCGUGACCCACCACUACGACAACCAGAGGGCGCAUUAUGGUCAUGGAGGAUACGGCGGCUACGGUGGACACGGUGGAUACGGAGGAUAUGGCGGCUACGGUGGUUACGGUGGUGGCUACGGUGGUGGUUACGGUGGUUAUGGUGGGCAUGGGGGAUACGGCGGCUACGGCGGCUAUGGCGGCUACGGCGGCUACGGCGGCUACGGCGGCUACGGCGGUGGCUUCGGCUACGGUGGCCUCGGCUACGGAGGUCUCGGCUACAAAGGCUACGGAGGCUACGGAGGCUACGGUGUCGGUCUCUCCUACCACUUCGACAACCAGAGGGCGGCACCGUACUUUGGUUACGGCGGAUACGGUGGAUACGGCGGGUACGGUGGCUUCGGCUUCGGGAAAGGAUUCUACGGCUAA